AAUUUGAAACAGAUAAUAAUCAGAUUUGUGCAACAAAUGAAAAUUUGACGCGAUUAAAUGAUGCGUUGAAGAUUGUUUUAAGAGACGCUGAAUAUCAGAGGGACUAUUUUAAAGCAUUGAAUAUUGAAGAAUUUGACAAUUUUAUUUUGAAUUAUAUUUUUGGCUUAUUUAAUAAUGUUGAAACAUGGUUGCAAUUUGAUAAUCGAUACAUGACAA
Molecule: messenger RNA, 216 nt
Organism: Racocetra persica
Lineage: Eukaryota; Fungi; Glomeromycota; Glomeromycetes; Diversisporales; Gigasporaceae
Source: the annotation of a GenBank genome assembly